UACUUUGGUUUGUGGGGUAGAUAGGUUAGAUUAGUUAUAUCCAAUAUUUAAUGCAUAAUUCACGGAAGCAGAUAUUAGCUUUGCUAGCUCUACAUAAAAUAUGUAAUAAAAUGCGCGGCGGGUGAACUCUGUGAAAGCACGUUAUAUGUAAAAGGUGUCCAAACGUGUACUUAUUGUAUAUGCAGGGGCUCUUCUGCCUAUACUAGAGAACUAUAGUUCAUCAUGGCGUUUGAACGGUUGAUGAAAAUACGUCACUAACAACAACAACGAAAGACUUGCUACGAAUACCAUAAUGAAGAGUCGUAAUAUAGUUAGCUACUGUAUUAUUUAAUUACAUUUAGUUUUUCAGGUGCUAAACGUAAAGGGAACGGUUUGAUUGCAACGGAAGUUAACAUGGUAUCGUCGACAUAACCGCUGAAACCCGGAGAAAAGCUUGGAUUGGAGCUCUACUAAAGGCAAAAGAAGGAACUGCAUGUCGCUGACUUAAGUCUGCUAGCCUGUCGCUAAAUUAUAGCUGGCUGGCGCAAAAACAAAACGAAGAAAUCCAAUCCACCUGACUUCUAAAUGAAACGAGGGGUUUACUCCCCCUUAUUGGUAGUUAGCUAGCUAUGCUGCCCAAGUUGUAAUGAUAGCCUACCAUGUAAUGGUGGCAAGUUAGAUACGAUUAGAAUAAAAUAACGUUAAGCUGUCAAUUUAAAAGGAAUAUCUGAAGGUAAAAGUUGCAGCAGUGCUAGCUAGCGACAUAACGUUGUACAGAUAUGAACAACUUCGUGAAAGUUUCUUUGCCCAUCAAACAAACCGAUAAGCAACAUCCAGUGCAAAUGGCAACAUCCAGUGCAAACCAAAGUGGGACUGGUGUGUUUUACCAGGCCAUGCCUGCAGUUGGCGCCGAUGGAAAGAACGUAAUGAAGCUAAUACCGGUUCAAAAAGUCAAUGGGCAGUUUGUUCAAAUGCAGACAAAUCCUAAUCUGCCAAGUUCUUACAGAAGAGCAGCAGAUUUUGAACCACAGAGACUGUUUGCCCACCCCAUUCACCUCUCCCCCAAUACAGUUCCACAUAAAGUCCCUGUCCUUCAGCCUGCCAUCAGUGCGAGGUACAUACUGAAAAGACCGCAAGAUGUUAAUGUUAUGUUGAACCCUGUUGCUGGAACAGCAAAAUGCAAUGAGAGAGUGUCAGUUGCCCCUAUUCGGGUUCAAGUUCCCAUUGUAGCAACUAAAGUGGCCCAGAAUAUGCCUGUGGCACCACCAAUGUUGAACUGUGGGAAAACACUCACACUUUUGAAUAAGAAACAGUUGCCAGUCACUGUUAAAUCGCCAGUACUUCCCAGUGGACAUUACCUUCAGAUCCCACCCAAUGCUCAAGUGAAAACACUCCCUGCCUCCGCCCUUCCUCAAGCUAUAAAGAAGCGCAUUUUGACUCCACCAGCGAGCACGACAAGUGCCGCCAGUUCCACAAAUCUACCGACUGUGGUGUAUGUGUCCCCCGUAAACACUAUGAAAUUAGGCCCGUCCUCACGGGCUCCUGCAGUCCCACCUGCACCCCUGUCGUUCAAUCGAUUUCCAAAACCACCUGCUCAACCACUGGUGGCAGGUCCCGCCCCAAGCUCAACACAACCCUCAAAGUCGUUUCCUAAGGAAACCAGAGAUCCAGUCACUCCCAUUAAGUGGGUCGUUCAAGAACAUUCUGAUUCAACUGCUCCAUGCCUCGUUCCACAAAACUCUUCGACCAUGACAUCAGAGAUUCUGAAAACUCUGGCACAGAUGGAAAGAGUGAACCGAGCCGGGCAGUGCCCAGCACCGAAGCCAGCGCCUCCACAAGCCAGUCCCACAGGAGUGGGACCUGGGAAGGACAACGCCUUAGUCAUGUGUAAUGGGAAAAUGUAUUUUGUGGCUAAGAAAACCCCUGAAUUCAGUGAUCAAUCACCUGAAAUGCAGAAAACCCGUGCGACUGUGAAUAGCCCUUCCAAACACACCACAACACAAUACAUCAAUGACAGUAUUAACCAGAGAAAUAAACCUUUACCUAGCUUGCCAACUAGCUCCCUUCCUGGACCUCCUGCAGUGAAUUCACCGAGGCAAGGCAUGGGCCACAUUGUUAUCACUGAUGGACCAGAUGAAAUCAUUGAUUUGUGUGAUGAUGAGCCUCAGGACCAAUGUGUGAGCCAGAGUCAGACCAACACCACUUUGCCUGUCCUGACUCCAGGUAAACCUGACUCCAGUCUGUUGGCACCUGAGGAAGAUGAAGAUUCCAAUGUUAUAUUUGUCUCAUAUAUUCCACCCAAAUCAUCCUCUGAAUCGGCUGAUAAUGAAAGGGAAAUUGAUCAGGAAAGGGACAUUGUCCAGGACAAAUCUGCUGAGGACAGAACCGUUGUGGAAAAUGAAAGGAGCCCGGAAACGGCAACAAUCCAGGAGCGAGAAACUAAUCAAGAAAAUGUCUGUGCGGAGGAAAGUGAAUUCAGGCAGAAUUUGGAAGCUUCUCAAGGACAGGAAAACAAAACUGAAAAUGAAACCGCUUCAACCAUUCCAGACAAUUCUGUGAAGAAUAUUGUUGACCCAGGUUUGGACCAUCAUAUAGCUGCUUCUGAACCAAAAACCCGUCUUGAACAGGAUCGCCAACUGAAACGGAAAUUUCAGAUCAAGUCUGAUGUCAAAAUCUGUUUACAGAGAAUUACUUCUGAAUCCAGCGUAAUUCUCAAGAAAGGCCCAACAUCUGAUUCAGUCAACAAACGUACAUUAGAUGGCAUCCGCAAGCUGAUACAAGGAUCAAGGGUUGAAAUAAAAAAGAAAAGUGUAGAAAUUCAGGUUUCAUCUGUGAAUGAAAAAGGAGAAUUCAGUCCUCAGGACCCUAAAAGAAAAAAAGUUGAGCUCUGUGAAAACUCUGACACAGUUCCAGAUCCAGGGAGCACCUGCAGACCUAGCCACCCUGACAAUGAUCCGUCUUUAGAAAGAGCCAAGUCUCCAAGCAAAGCUAUCAGCAUUAGAGGGACUCUGCCUUCCCCCACACCUUUAGUAAAAACGGUGCUGGAGAACAUUGAGUCAACGUCUCCCAGCACGCCGGAAGUGACCGCAGCGAUGGUGCCUAGUACUACCCAGAACUCUGGCACAAAAUCCAGAAACAUCCCCAAAGCCAAGACUGCGCUGCCAAGAUCUCGUAAAGCAAAAGGAAAACAAUGCAGAGGCCUGCAAGAGACCAUGUUGGAAAGGGAGGCUCCAAAAGGCAGAGGCCUGCCAGAGACAAUGUUGAAUAAGGAGACUCCAGAAUGCAGAGGCCUGUUGGAAAAGGACACUCCAAAAUGCAGAGGCCUGCCAGAGACCGUGUUGGAAAAAGAGACCCCAAAAUUCAGUGGCCUUCCUGAGACCACGUUGGAAAAGGAGACUCCAGAAGAGGACAUGGAAACAUCAUCAGGUCAAGGAGACUCUAGUCCCUCCAAACUGGAAAUUGCAAACAAAGGCAGCGAGAUGACGGCACCAGCUGAAUUGUCCCCAGAAGCAGGUACAUUUAUGCAGGACGAAGUGCCUAAUGAUGCUCCUGAGCACGAGAAGGAACCAACCUCAGUGGAGAUCUGCUGUCCGUCGACUUUGAGUGAGCUGAGCUGUAAUGGCACAGGUGAGCCUCCAGGUGGCGACCUCUUCACUGCAGCUCCCAUGGACCCAGAGGAGAUAAAGAGGCAUGAGAAGAUCAAGCGCCUGAAGGAGCUGUUAAAGGAAAAGGAGGCUGCGCUUGAAAUGAUCCGGAAAAACCUGAUCUAAUGGCUGUUAUUGUUGUAAUGUCAUGCUUUUAUAUUGAAUCUAUUCAAGCAAUGUACAUAAUGUAUGCAUUUAAUGUACUUAUUUAUGAGGAUGUCAUUUUGUCUAGUCUUGUCUUUUUAAUGAAUUGCUCUACUGAAAUAUAUUUUACUUUAUUAUUUGAGAUUAAACAUUGGAGUUUAAAAUGUGGUUAAUUUAUUUCAAUACUAUAUUGUGCUUUUGUAAAUGCUGUUACAGAUGGCUGUAUGGAUACCUUGACAUUUAAUUAUUUUGUUCUUAAAUGUAAAUUGGAUUUUUUGAUUGCAUCAAAAUAUUUGAGCUUAUGUUUUCCAAAUAAAUAUGUAAUGUAAUGAAAUACACAUUGGUUUCCCGUGGCAA
Molecule: messenger RNA, 4124 nt
Organism: Conger conger (European conger)
Lineage: Eukaryota; Metazoa; Chordata; Actinopteri; Anguilliformes; Congridae
Gene: lrif1
Product: ligand dependent nuclear receptor interacting factor 1
Exons: 4
Coding region: 759-3749 (996 amino acids)
Biological process (GO): regulation of DNA-templated transcription
Molecular function (GO): nuclear retinoic acid receptor binding
Source: RefSeq, a predicted model, not a curated record